Molecule: messenger RNA, 7862 nt
Organism: Etheostoma cragini (Arkansas darter)
Lineage: Eukaryota; Metazoa; Chordata; Actinopteri; Perciformes; Percidae
Gene: pcdh7b
Product: protocadherin 7b
Exons: 3
Coding region: 919-4689 (1256 amino acids)
Biological process (GO): homophilic cell-cell adhesion
Cellular component (GO): plasma membrane
Molecular function (GO): calcium ion binding
Source: RefSeq, a predicted model, not a curated record
GAAGAGAGAGAGAGAGAGAGAGACUGCAAUAUCAUUUGUGAAUCCCUCUCCCAGUGCUGCAGAUAGGGGCUGCCAAACACAUGCGGCGCGUCUGCAGGUGAGGGAACAGGCUGAAUGUGCCGGACACACUGAGGAAUUCAACCAACGUUUCCGAAAUACACUGCGUCGGAUUUACAUUUUUAAUUGUUUUUGAUUUUUCUUCUUGAUCCAACCUUUGGCAUCGUAGAGUUGCAGAAGGGAAGAACUAUUCUGCCUGCAGGCGGCAAGUGACUUGGAGGAAGAGAGCAGAGUAGUCAGUCGGACAGGUAAUUUGUUUCAUAUUCACAUCCUCAAGAUCGGAGAGUUGUCAGGCUUCCUGCAGUCAAGCCUCGCUGCCACAUGAGUUUGGAAACUGCGCGGGCAUUCACACGAUCCUCUGACAUAUGGACAUAUCGCCGGAGAGAGGAAUAUUGCUGCCUCACCCCCCAAAAAAAGGAGAUUCUAACCUGAAACUGUGAGUAAAACGGCGGUAUAUGGACUGAAUUCACUUUCUAGUGAUCCGAUGAUGUUCGGACCAGCCUAUAACAUUUUGGCUUUUACGCGCAAGCAAUUCCAAUAUUUGUGGGAGCGCACGGUGCCUCUCUGACGACUUUUUGACAUCAUUGCGUUUUUUUUUAAAUUACUACUACAAGGAAAGAGCAACUAACAUUCAGUGCUAGAGGAAGGGGAAGCAGAGAACAGACGAGAGUCCGUGCACUUGCUGCUUUGCACUGCAGCAGGAGCGAUGUAGGGAGUCUCGCGCAUCCCGCAGUAGAAGGCUUUACUCUUUAUGAAAACGAUUUUUUUUCUUCCAUAGUCAGACUCUCCGGUAGUGAUAGAAUUCUUUUUUUGAGUCGACAUUUUCAAAUCUAAGUGGACAUUUUUUUUCACGGGAGAACAAUGAGGACUACUGGUGCAGUGGACUAUUUGUACUAUAGCAUGCUCAUCCUGCAGCUUGUGCAUCAGCCCGCUGCCAAGCAAGUGCUCCGGUACCGUUUGGCUGAGGAGGGACCCGCCGAUGUCAGAGUAGGGAACGUAGCCGGCGACCUGGGCAUUGUUGCCGGGUCCGGCGAGGUGACAUUCACGCUAGAGUCAGGCUCUGAUUUUUUAAAAAUAGACAACAUAACAGGUGAGCUCGCCACCAAUGAGAGGCGCAUAGACCGUGAAAAAUUACAGCAGUGCCAAAUGAUAUUUGAUGAAAACGAGUGUUUUAUAGAUUUUGAGGUGUCAGUGAUUGGACCAGCCCAAAGCUGGGUUGACCUCUUUGAGGGAAAAGUCAUCAUAUUAGACAUAAAUGAUAACACACCGUCUUUCCCCUCGCCUGUCCUGACACUGUCUGUGGAGGAAAACAGACCCAUUGGAACGCUUUAUCUGCUGCCCACAGCCACAGACAGAGAUUUUGGCAGAAAUGGAAUAGAGCGAUAUGAGCUUAUCCAGGACAAUGGGGAAAACUCAAGGCGCUUGGGCUCUUCUGGGGAUUCAUUCUCGGGGAAGAGGAGAUUUGAGGAAGGAGCAAGCAGGAGCAGCGUCUUUGAACUGCAAGUUGCUGACACUACUGAUGGAGAGAAGCAGCCACAACUCAUCAUUAAAGGAGCCCUUGACAGGGAACAGAGAGACUCCUAUGAGCUCACACUCCGCGUUAGGGAUGGAGGUGAUCCCCCGCGCUCCUCCCAGGCCAUUCUUAGGGUGAUGAUCACAGAUGUGAAUGACAACAGCCCUCGAUUUGAGAAGAGUGUGUAUGAAGCUGACCUACCAGAAAACAGCUCCCCUGGUGCCCCCAUACUGCAGCUCAAAGCGGCUGAUGCAGACGUGGGGGUUAAUGGUCAAAUAGAGUAUGUGUUUGGGGCAGCCACAGAGUCAGUAAGGAGACUGCUGAGGUUGGAUGAAAGCACAGGGUGGCUGAGUGUGUUGCACCGCAUCGACCGUGAAGAAGUGAGCCAACUUAGGUUCACAGUAAUGGCCCGUGACCGGGGCCAACCGCCAAAAAUGGACAAGGCCACCGUGGUGUUGAACAUUAAGGAUGAAAAUGACAACGUUCCUGCUAUAGAGAUAAGGAAAAUUGGACGCAUUUUCUUAAAAGAUGGCAUAGCCAACGUGGCCGAGGACGUGGUGGUGGACACACCCAUUGCCUUAGUUCAGGUGUCGGACCGUGACCAGGGGGAAAACGGCAUUGUGACCUGCACAGUGGUAGGGGAUGUUCCCUUUCAGCUCAAACCAGCCAGCGAGAUGGAGGGUGAGCAGAAUAAAAAGAAAUAUUUCCUCCACACGUCUGCAACGCUGGACUAUGAGGCCACACAGGAGUACAAUGUGGUCAUAGUGGCUGUGGACUCUGGAAGCCCCAGUCUGGCAAGUAAUAACUCUCUUAUCGUCAAAGUGGGCGACACUAACGACAACCCUCCUAUCUUCAGCCAGAAUGUAGUAGAGGUGUCGUUUCCAGAAAGCAAUGCCCCUGGUGAACGGGUGACAACAGUGGCAGCCAUUGAUGCAGAUAGUGGGAAGAAUGCUGAAAUAGCCUAUUCCCUGGACUCAUCAGUAAAUGGGAUUUUCUCUAUUGACGCAGACAGUGGAGACAUCCGAGUAAACACCAUUCUGGAUAGAGAGCAAACGGAGCGCUACGAAUUCAAAGUGAUAGCCAAAGAUAAGGGCAUAAACACUCUACAGGGUUCAGCAACAGUGGUUGUCCUUGUGGCAGACAAAAAUGACAAUGAUCCAAAGUUCAUGCAGGAUGUGUUCACUUUCUACAUUAAAGAAAACCUUGAGCCAAACAGCCCAGUCGGCAUGGUCACAGUCAUCGAUGCAGACAAAGGUCAUAAUGCAGAGAUGAGUCUUUUCAUUGAGGAAGAGGAGGACAUCUUUUCUAUUGAGAAUGACACAGGGACUAUUUUCUCCAGUCUGUCAUUCGAUAGAGAGCAAAAAACCACAUACACAUUCCGUGUCAAGGCUGUGGACGGUGGUGAUCCACCCAGAUCCGCCACCGCCACAGUUUCACUCUUAAUAAUGGAUGAUAAUGACAACGCACCAACAGUCACUUUCCCAAUAAACAGCUCCUACACUCUUCUUCCUCCCUCUAGUAACAUCAGAACAGUAGUCAGGACUGUCAUAGCCACUGAUGCCGACACCGGCAUCAACGCCGACUUGAACUACGGCAUCAUUGGGGGAAACCCCUUUAAGCUGUUUGAGAUUGAUGGGGGCACUGGGGUCAUUUCACUGGUGGGGAAGUUGGAGCAGAAGCACUAUGGCCUCCACAGACUAGUGGUCCAGGUAAACGACAAGGGUCAGCCUUCACAGAGCACCACAACACUGGUUCAUGUGUAUGUCAAUGAGACACUUUCCAAUUCCACAGUUGUGGACACCCAGGUGGCUAAGAGUCUGAGCACGUCUCUGAACACCAACAUUGCCGGUGACCCCAACUAUGAUCUAAGCAAACAGCGGCUGAGCAUCGUCAUUGGAGUAGUUUCCGGCAUCAUGACGGUUAUCCUUAUCAUUCUAGUCGUCGUCAUGGCCCGAUACUGCCGUCCCAAGAAUAAGAACGGCUACGAGGCCGGCAAGAAGGAUCACGAAGACUUCUUCACGCCACAGCAGCAUGAUAAGUCCAAGAAGCCCAAAAAAGAUAGGAAGAAACAGAAGUCCAAACAACCACUCUAUAGCAGCAUCGUCACCGUAGAGGCCUCCAAACCCAACGGGCAGCGCUACGAUGGCGUCAACGAGAAGCUGUCGGACAGUCCUGGUAUGGGACGCUACCGGUCAGUCAACGGAGGACCAGGGAGCCCAGAUCUGGCUCGCCACUACAAGUCCAGUUCACCGCUCCCUACUGUCCAGCUUCACCCGCAGUCUCCGACAGCUGGAAAAAAGCACCAGGCAGUUCAGGACCUGCCCCCUGCCAACACCUUUGUUGGCACCGGAGAUAACAUUUCCCUUGGAUCUGACCACUGCUCUGAAUACAGCAGUCAAACUAUCAACAAGUACAACAAACAGCCGUUUCGCCGAGUGACCUUCUCGGUGGUGAGCCAGCCCCAGGACCCUCACCAGCAGGGAUCGCUGCAGAGCUGCUACGACAGUGGCCUGGACGAGUCGGAGACACCCAGCAGCAAGAGUUCAUCGGGUCCCCGGCUGGGCGCCCUUCCCCUCCCCGAGGACAGCUACGAGAGGACAACGCCGGAUGGCAGUGUCGGUGAGGCAGAGCACAUGGAAAAUGACUCUCGGCCCUUGCCUGAUGUAGCCAUGACUGGCAAGUGCACACGGGAAUGCGACGAGUACGGCCACUCGGACUCCUGCUGGAUGCCUGUGCGCACGUCGCCUGAGCGACGGCCAUCCAAGUCAACCACCACCCCCCAACAACCAAAGCUUUCCACUUUCAUGAGCGGCAACGGCAGCAGCGGCAGCAGCAGCGCCGAGCAGCCCGGCAGCCAAGAGACCCUCGCCAUGGCCGCCAUGGCCAACGGAGACCCCGCCGCCGCUCAUAUGAUGGGCGACCGCAAUCGCAACCUGCUCAACAAGAAGAUGGCUUCCUCCUCCUCCUCCUACGAGGCCUUCGGCUCGCCUUCCUUCGGCUCGCCAGGAAAUGGGGAGGAGACACUGGGCCACCCCACCGAGGAGAUCCCUCUGGCACCUACUGGGGAGUACAAGCCCACGUCUUGUGGUACUCUGACUCGACGGGAGGUGUACCUGUGAGUGUUAGACGCGCCCGCUGUGCCACAACAUAUGGCAUUGAAGUACUACACUAAGCAUUGUUGCUUUCCUGUUACAGCUCUAGAAGCUUUUUAGCCACCCUUGUUCUGCAAGGUAGGACUAAACUUUCUCCAAAGACUUUUACGACAGCUCCUUAAUGAAAAAACUAAGUGGAUAUAUAAACAAAACUAUUUUUAAAGUGCUAAUUCCGGCCAUGACCUGGAAGAAAGGAGGAGAAGGAAGAACAGUUGAGGGGCAUCUAUGGGACUAUGGAUGAGGCUGUUCUAUUGGCGAGUCGGGCUCUUGGGACAUGAUCUGCUGCUUGACGGUCAAUCUGUACAAUAAUCAACGCAUUUUACACAUAUAGUACGUGCAUGAAUUACCCCCCCAUACCCCCACCCCCAUCCACCCAACCCCCCCACACACACACACACGUAGGCCCCGUUCUUGAAGAUGACACUGUACAAAAGAGACAAUUUCUUUUUUGGUUUGUGUUUUUUUUCUAGAAACAAGGCUGUACAUGUGGACUUCAAAAUGUGUCUUGUAAUGCCUCUUUUUAUUUCAGAACAAUACUCUGGCCGUGGUGUUCAGUGGCUGCAACAAUAUAUACAUAUGGGACUUUGGACAAAAUGGUCUUUGUCAUAUUGAGCUGUCUAUGGAUUCCGUCACCUUGACUGUUUGUGAUAAAAGUUGCUCAAUAGCAGACCAAAAUGUAACCGUUUUCAAAUCUUAUAAGGGACGGGAAGCUUUAAAUACUCAGCCCAGAAAACAACACUUGUGUCAGUGCUCUCUUGAAAUGGACAUUUGUUGGACGGACAUGGGAGCCAAUGGAAUUUGCAACAACAACACCUUGUUUAAGACUAACACCACUGGUGUGACACACAUAUGAUGACGUAUUCUAACCUACCAGUGUGUACGCUCCUCACUAGUGAAAAGUCACUAAUUGUACAUAAACAUUGGACCACAGCAAACACGCUAACUGCUCGCAUUCCAUUUUGUCUUACUACCUUUUUUCAGUCUCCCGUUCUUUGUCUUUGAUUGGUUGCGGUUGAGACCGAUACCCUCUAAAGAGAUGCAAAAUCCUAGAGCCAUGAUCUAUCGCCGCAUUGGCUUGAAAAGCAUGCAUGUACAUGGUCGUGCAUAUUCGCAUCACCACAGUAGGAUGCUACCGUUUGUAUCAAGUUGUAACACUUGCCCUGUUUUUUUGGCAAAUCACAUAUGCAGACACACAGAAGCAGAAAAGCAGAUUCAUGUAACUGAAGCCAGUGGAGCUGCCGGACUGUAAAUCCUGGGUAAGCACAGUGUGUGGCAUGCCGAGAUUAAAAUUACAAAGGUGCAAUUGAAAUUGUAUGUUUGUAUGGGCCCAAUAUACAGUACAUAGUGUGUGUGUUUAGGCUAUAUUUAGUGUAUGCUAUAGAUGUACACCGAUAAUUAGGAGGGCGUAAAUAUGGCCGAGCUGAUCCUAAAACAGCUGCAAGGACAGUUUUUUUGCCGUUAUUUCUUUUUUGUUGUAAGAUAGACUGAGCAAUAAAUAUCAUAAUAUACACGUGACCAACAAGGAUCGACUUCUAUUUUCACUUUUCAAGCCUUCGAGGUGACAUUAACCCACACAUGGCUGUCCAUAGGUCCAGUUUUAGCCCUUGUAGAUGCUGGUAUAUGGUGAUGGCAUCUUUAAGCACGAAUGUAAGAAUCAGCUCAAUGGAGAACAAUCAAAAAACAAAGUAUGUAGACGCAAAUACCAGGAGGGUUUGGGAUUUACAGGCUGAGGAAAAUGGUGUCAAAAUGAAACCAAAGCUUCGCAAACAGAAUGAAGCAUUCCCCCAUUACACACAAAAAGUAGCUUUGUUUUAGGGGGGAGAACCUUACUCAAAGCAGGCAUUACAUGAAGGAAUGAGAGAAGAAUGUGAAGUCUCAACUAAACAUCCAUCACAUCCUCAGAGCUGACGCUUAAUGUCCACUGGCACACACAUGACAAUGUUGAGAUGUUGUGCCUCCCUGUCACAGUGAUGUUUUGUUUUUGCAACUACAGAGGCGCAAAAUCUCAUGACUGUAAUAAAGCAAAAGAAUAUCAGAUGCAAUGGAACUUUUUUGUAUGUUAGCAAAACCCCUUUGGUUGGACCGGAGUAGCUUUUUUCUGCAUUCCGGCAAUCUAUAGUCUGUAAGUACUACUCGUUGUUUGAAAGAAAGUGCUCCUAUACUUAUCAACUGUAUACAUAAAUAUUUACUUUUUACUGCACGUUUAAUGGGAACUUACUUCACUUACUGAGAAGGAAAAGGAAAAAAAAUGUAAAACUAAAUGUACAAAAAAAGUUUUCCCUGUAAACAUUGAAGUCCACCUUGUUGCUUGCUUUUGUUAUACCUAAAGAAACAUGUAGUACAACUUAGUACAACAGUUAAGAUCGCACCGUUGAUCUUUUUUCAUUUUAAAUUUUUCAUAAACGAUUUGAUUAGCGUCUCUUAUAUCACCACACAAACCUAAAUAUUUCAUAUGUUUUCUUUACAUCAACUUUAUACCAUGAGGUUUGAAAUUUUUUUAUCUUCAUCUUGCAUUUUGUUUUGCAAUCAAAACAGUUAUUUGUUGAACCGUCAAAAACAUGGACAAUGUACUAUGUGUAUUACUUUUUUUUCUUUAUCUGGUGCCACUUUGUAUAUUUAGAGUGCUUCUGAAAAAAACAUAGAAAACAAAAACAAAAAUACUAGAGUGAAUGCAAAUAUGCAAUUGUGCCUUUUUAUACCAAUUGGUAUGAUUAAAUGUUGGUUUGGAAUGGUGCAUCAACAACAAUGUUGACAUGCUUACUAAAUUAGAUGGGGUGACAUUUAAGAAUGGACUGAAAUACAUUUGCAUAUCUUAGAUGAAAUCCCAUGAUGUCAAAGGCUUCUUGAGGACAACUGGUCUAAGGUCAGUGAGCCUGUAGGUCUAAUACCCGGAUGGCUAUCGUUCGCCGGGUUUAAUUAUCUUGUUGAAAUAUCCAUUCCUAGCAUAGUGCAUUACGGAAUGAGUACAGGUACAUUCAAAAGUUGCUUGUUGGUAGUAAUAAUAAUGAUAUAAUGGAUUUUUUUGUCGUGUUUCACUCAUGUACAUGUAUGACAACAGAGGUCAAGUAACCUUUGUGCAUGAAACAAGCUCUAGGACUGAACAUAGAAGCAUAGACAGAUACGGUAGAGGUGGGGAAAAA